Trichobilharzia szidati is the source of this 1627-nucleotide messenger RNA. Lineage: Eukaryota; Metazoa; Platyhelminthes; Trematoda; Strigeidida; Schistosomatidae. The record is from the annotation of a GenBank genome assembly.
AUCCAAUCAUAAAUGUCAUAGUCUUUGUCGAUGCGCGAAUAUAUCGAUUUAAAAAGGGUGCUUCGUUUAUUUCACAUCUUAUAUAAGAUUUCUGUGUAAGCGUGAAGUUACCUGAGAAUGGCUAGUCAAUCAAGAAAAGAGGAUUCCGAUAAUAAUAAUCAACUAGUCGAGAUCACGAAAUCUAUGAACGAACUAACCAACGAAUUGGGCAACAUUUUGAUAGACGACUUAAGACUUGAUGGCGAUUUUGACUGUGCAUCGGCAGAUUAUUCUAGUCAUGGAAUGACUCGUGAAUUCCUGUUGGUGCUUGACAAGAAGUUCAUGCCUAAAUUCAAUGAAGGGGAUCUAAAAUAUACUAAGAAGUCAUGGAUACAGUUCGCUGCAACAGCCGCUGCUUAUAUGUACAAGUCUGUUGGCCAGUGUGUAUCGAAACCGUUGCGUGUAUGGCUAAGCAAUGCAGUGAGCUCUGCGAUCCUCCACGGACUUCUAGGAGAGUUGGCCACCUCAGCAACAGCAGGUACAGAUGAAGGCACACGUUCUUCUGGAGAAGCAGCAACUGAAAAUAUAUCACUCCCGGAUAUAUGUUUUGACGACCGUCAAGAUGGUUAUUGGUGUUAUGACAGUUGGACGGUAGACAAUGUAGCAACUAGUUCAGAGAUGAGAGAUGUGUUGAAAGCUGAGAUGGCGGAUGCAUGCAUCUCAGUGAUGAUCGCCGCUGUUGUCAACUACUUUCAGGAGGGUAGUUACACACCGAGUAUAUUGAUGAAGGAUAACUAUGCGUGGGGAGUACUUCGAAGUGGUGUAAUGGAAAAAUAUGGUCUGACAGAUGAAUCUGACAAGAAGAAGGCGAUGCUUAUCACUGGUCAUUGGGUUUCGAAAUUGGUUGUUUUCCAUAUGGCCACGAAACACCGACAACUUCAACAUCCAAUCCGACCUGUGAAGUUAAUUGGCUACGAGCAGUCUCUCGAAAAACUGGAUAUCAGUAAAUAUAUCUUUGAUGUAACGGUUGGUUUCACAAACACACGUAUCGCCUACAUGAUCGCCAGUCGGAUGGUUCGAUCCGUGUGCAUUCCCUUCUUUCAAGAUUUCUCUGAACUGAUUGAAUUACAAAAGCUUUACUGUCAAAUAACCAGUGAUCCAUUCCACUACCACAUAGAUGCUGAGUAUCUGACUAAUUCACCGAGGACGAAAGCUAAAGACACAUCGAAAAACCUGUUCGGUCGACUCAUCACAUAUCUUAACAUCUUUGAGCCGGGAAGUGAGCUACUGCUUUAUCCCCAGUUGUGUAUAAAUGGGAAAACCCGUGAGAAAUACUACUUUGAUUACAAUGAUCAAUGGGAGAAUAUUCUGCGUGUGAUAUACAAUGAGAUAUAUAUGCCGAGUGGAAAUCAUUUAGAGGAUGUUCUGAAAGAUGUCUGCAAGAUUUCGGUUAAAUUUCCACUGGAGGAUAAUAUGCUGAAAAAAUGUUGGGAGAAAUAUGCUGUUGAUGAAAAGAUUCAACAAUCGAUUCUCCGUUAUUAUCAACCAAGAUCCUCAAGUUUGCCUAAAUGAAUCGGAGUUCCAACGUGGAUGACGAUACUCAUACAUGUUUGUAGUAAUAACAUAUAAAGUAAAUAUUUAUCCUGUC